CCAAGUUCGGGGCCGUUAGGAAGUGGACGCACUGGUGCUCUGUAAGAGGUAGGAGUUUGUGGAUGAAUGCCUUUCGAUAAGAACAGCUAGGGCAUCAUGCCGUGAGUGAAAUAAAUUCUGCGCACUAUCCGGGAAAGUAUCCCGCGUCUGAAGACUGUUUGAGCUGAAUCUAGUCUUGCGGAAAAAUUAUUUUUCACUCUCUCGAUGAUGAAGUGAUUCAUGGCUCAUCAUGAGCUGGUUUUCGAGUGCGAAUUUGACCGAGCUUGCGAAGAGUGCCCUCAAGGAAGCACAGAAGACAAUUGACAAGGCGUUGGAUAUCCCCGAUGAAUCCCCUGAGAAAGUCGACGCUACAGCGGAAAGUAUCAGAGAUGUCAAGAGUGACGACGAAGUUGAGGGAGAUUCGAAAAGUGACCAGUCGUUGGAUGCAUCAAAGGUGGCAUCUUCGCUAUGGGGAUCGUUCUCGGGAUCAUUUUUCGAUGCGAAAUCGAAGGACGUUCCUAAAUCGGAACAAGGCAACGAAUCAUGGAAGUGGAACUGGGCUAGUGCUACCAGCGGAUCAAGGUCUGCGACUCCCGAACCACGCAAAAGUUCCAGUGAAGGCGAACGAGAAGAGCAGGGAAACGAAGAUAUCUCGGAGCAGACCUCGAAAAACGACGAGACAAUCGCAGAUCUCGAUGCAACCAUAGAAGCCAGUUUCGAUGGAUCAGUGUUAGCUGUAGUUGAACACCAAGAGUGUGAUGAAGAUCAUCGAUCCAAUGCCUCUGACGUCGCUACGCCUGUGCCUUCGAUUACUGUGUUUGAGCCCUUGCAUGUAGUCAUCCCAGACGACUCGGUUCGUAUCGUUGAUUUUCCUGUGGAGUUGGCAGAGUCGCAAAGUGAAGAAGCGGAUUCGUCGGGAAACCAGGGAGCAUUGGAAUCCGGAGAAGCAAUCGCGGUCCAGGAUGACUCCAGCAUGCACAGUUCCUCUGGCGACAGCAACUUGACGCUUCUCGGAAUGAACACAUCUGCUUUCGACGAAACCUCGUUCGCGGAAUUUUCUCAAUCUGGAAGCUUUCCAGGUGCGUCUCAGUCAGAGUCGCAGCAUCACGUCGUGGAAGACCAUUUCGCCGCUGUGAUCGACGAUUGUAGGAAAGGUGACGGCUCCUCGAGCAGUUCGGUGGAUUCUUUCGUUCGUUGUGAUCAUCUCUUCAAUUUAGCAAAGAACAAGGAUACCUGCAGUAUUUCGGAUCGUUCCGAGAAACUCGCGCAAAGUAUUGGACAGCUUUCUACCGAUGAUGGUGAUAUGUGUACAUCUUCUGACAUUGAGAUAAUAAGCAGUCCGAACGGAGACCAUUCGAAUGGAAGCGAAGCUGGCUCGUCCAAGUUUCUGUCUUCGGCGCAGCAUUCCCAUGCCGAACCUGCUUUUUCGGUUUACUCUCCUUCUGGUCGACGUGGCUCGAGGAGCAGUUCCAUUUCGCUCAUAUCCGAUUGCCACUCUCCUCCAGUUGCUUCCGGACUAGUCACGAGCAGUGCAUGUACUGCUCCUUUGAAACCGCAUCCCAUUCCUCAAAGUUUCACCAAGGCUGGAAGCCAUGAAGGUCAUCAGCGUCAAUCAUCCGAUGCAUCGUCAAGCAUCUGUUCCGUCCCAGACAGCAGCUCCGGUAAUGGUGUUGAGGUAGAGAAUCUGUUGAAGAGGAUAGUGGAUUUAAACGCUCUGUUGGAGCUGAAAGACGCCAAACUGGUGGAAUAUUCUUUAGCGAAUGCAGCUCUCAUGGAGGCGAAUUCGAAUUUGCAAAGUGCGGUUGCGGCUGAAAAAGAAGGAGCGAGUCACCGAGAGCAAGAAAAGUCUACUUGUACUGUGGAUCUCAAAAAGCAGAUUGCAUCCUUGGAAGGGAAACUGGAGGCAAUGACCAAAUCUAGAGAAAAGGCUGAGGCAAAUUAUGAGGCGAGUUUCGGAUACCUGGAGGGAAAGAAGUCACUGAAGCAGCUCGCAGAGGAACUCCGGGAAAAGGAUGAGAUUAUUUUCGACCUGCGUCGUGAGGGGGAAGAUCUGUCCAAACAGCGGCUCAAACUCGAAUUGGUCAUUAAAAACUUGAGAGCUAAAGAUAAAGAUAGUACGGCGUCCGUGAUCAAAUUGAGGUCCGAAGUUGAAGACUCGAAAAAGAAAAGGGAAAGUUUGGAAGAAAAGUUGAAAUCUACUUCUAAACAAGUAGAAGACCUGAAAGCGUCGCUGGAUGAAAACUUGGACGUUCGUCGUGAACAUGAACAUUUGUUGGUUAAGCUUAAUUCCGAAUUGGAAGACCUCAGAUUCAACUACGAUUCUACAAGAACUGCUCUCGAAGGCGCAUAUAAAACAAUGGAACAAAGUCGUCAAGAGUUGCAGGAGAAAAAGGCCGAGCUUUUGUGCACGCAAGAAGCCAGAAGCGACGAAACGAAACGGCUGAAAGACUUUGAGGAAGAGCGAAACUUUUACGAAACCCAAGUUACCAACUUGAAGGACCAGGUGGAACUGCUCCGAAUUUCUCUCGACAGUGAACGGGGAGCUCUUGAAUUGCGUGAAAUCGAAUUGAAGAGUGAGUUGAAGGAGUUGCAAGAACGACUGCGGAAAGAGGAAAGUCGAUGUGAGGCGUUGAGUGCGGAGAUGGGCACAGUCACAGAACCCUUGCUGGCUCAGAUCGAAGCUCUUCAAGCCUCAAUGUCGUCACAACGGUGCAUGUAUGAAGCGGCUGAAGCCGCUCUUUCUGCCCAAAAUUCCGCCACAUUCUCAUCACAAGUGGCGUCUGUUCACGAAAAUGGCGGGAUUCAUAAACAAUCAAUGGCAGCAGCCCUCGUAAUUAAUGCCAUGCCGAUUUCAAGAAUUCUGAAGGAAAUGCUUGGCUACACCAAGAAAUCUGCGAGGCUGCGGAAGGAUAUUGCGGAGAAAUUCACGAUUGCGGAAGAAUUCCGAUCUAAAAUGGAGUCCGCCAUUGAAGACCUGAAGAGUGAGAGGACGCAAAAUUUGAAGAUGUGUGGAGAAAUGCGCAAAGAAUUGGUCGCCUUGGAAAAGGAGAAGACUAAUCUUGAGCAUGAGUUGGACAUCGAACGAUCAACUCUGCAGGCAGAAAAGCGGAAAGCUGCGGGAUUGCAAGAAAACCUGUCGGCCUUGCAGCAAAUGCAUUCGACCCCACGAAUGGAAGCCCUGCAUCACCACAUGUCUUGGUCUUCGGACCGAUCUAGAGACGAUUCUGCCGACGAAUCCUGUGACAUCCCCGCUGCAGACGGCAGUCCGAAUGAAACUCUGGGCAGGUCUUCUCCCACACCCUCACUGGCAAGGCUCUCGUUUGCCGAUUCCAGUUUUGUUCCUGGCCAGUGGAAUACGUCCGACGAUGCUUUCGACAGUGCGAGCAGAGUGGGAUUUGAUCCUGCGCAAGCGAGUGUGACUUCGGUGGUUGAAAUCCUUCAGUCGCAGCUGUCCAGGCGAGAAGGCGAAGUGUUGCAGCUGCAAAGGGAAGUGGAACGUUGGAAGCAGCAAAGAUCCUGUUUGUCGGACGAAAUAACGCGCUUGUCGUCGGAAAAUGAGGAAUUCAAAACGGAACUGUCUUCGUUGGGGACUUUGCGAGGUGCGUUUGCGGAUUUGCAGCGUGAGCACAACGCCAUUCUGCAAAUGUACGGCGAGAAGGUCGAGGAAGCGGACGAGCUCCGAAUGGACAUCACGGACAUGAAGGAGAUGUUCAAGAACCAGAUCGAGGAGUUGCUUCGGAAGUCCUCCUGACGUCACCAGAAAAACGUGAGGCUGUGAAUCACGCGGUUGGGAACGUAGAACUAAAGAGAACACGCCAUGUGCAAAAUGGCGCACCGGGGUUUGUUUCUUUUUGUUGUUGUUGUGAUGAUGGCACUGGUUGUUUUUGGCGAUUUCAUUAUUGGCACCGUUCUUUGUUCCAAGCCGAAACAUUUCCUACUUCUCUCAUCGGAUUUUCUAUGGAAGUCCUUCAUAUUUCUUCUUUUUUUCCGGUGUCCGGCGUUGAAGUCGUCCCAGUGAUUUCGAUUCGCGUCUCUUUUUUUUUUUCCGUCGUCGGCGGAAGCUCAAGUGUUAUUGAGUGAGGGAAUUCAUUGCCAAUUGAAAAGUGAAGGUUACUGGGAAAUUUUUGUCGCUUUUUUUGUUCGUUGAGUUAUCAUAUUUGAACGUGCGAUUCGUUUUGUGAGCUUUUGACAGUUUCAGUUGAUAACCGCUGCUGCGCAGAGUGAAUUAUAUUUUUUGAGCGUCAGUUGAAGUGAUACGUUGUGGGUUAUUGAGCAUCGCACUUCGCAAAAAUUGGAAAUGCAGUCUAUUUUUCACGAA
Messenger RNA from Notodromas monacha, 4297 nucleotides. The record is from the annotation of a GenBank genome assembly. NCBI's taxonomy places the organism in Eukaryota, Metazoa, Arthropoda, Ostracoda, Podocopida, Cyprididae.